CUGUACAUUAUUUACAUGUGCAUAUUAUUUUAUCAUGCUAUAUAUCUUUCUUCAUUGCUCUCAGUGUAUAUAACUUUUUAUUAACCCUUUUUAUGUACAGUUUACAUAUGCAAAUAAUUUAUCAUGGUAUACAACGUCCUUUUAAUUGCAUACAUCUAAAAUCAUUGCACUCAUUGUACAUAAGUCCUUCUCUGUAUACAAUACCUUCCUUAUUGCACCAACUAUACAGUAAGCAUUUGCUCAUGGACUCAUUGCAUUUACCUCCUUCACUGUAGUUCAUAAUGUAUAUUCAAAUUAAUUUGCACUGCGAUUUGAAAUACACUAUUGGUUGGAUGUUAACUGUAUUUUGUUGUCUUGUAACCUACAGGUACAUAUAUAUUUUUUUUUCGUUAGUGACCUAGUAGCGUAGCCUGCCUGUAUAACGCUUCCACGGCCCUAUACUUUAUGUACUGAAUCUAGAAACUUCUUCGGCUCUGAGGGCGCCCGCUUGCUUUGUUCGCGUACAUCUGGCAACCCUAACUGGAACCGCUCCCUUAAGCGCCGUUAUGAUCACUUUCAGGUGACAGAUGUCGAGAGUUCAUUUUUGAAAUUAAACUGUUAUAGAUAUGAAGGUCAUCAUGCAUGUGCGGAGGGUAAAAUUGUUGGUGGGAUUUGCAAUACUGGGACUAUUAGUAGCUGUUCGUUUUCAGCUCUGGCCCCUAAGAACUUCAAAUGUGAUACACAAUCAAAAAAGACUAAAUUCUGCUAAAGAGGAGCUUCUUAAACAUAAUAUACACAGAAAGAACAGUGACGAGAGUAUUUCCUACCAGAACAAACAAACUGCAGCACGAAAUGAGUGUGUCUGUAAAGGAGACUCAUGGCAUAUUAACGUGCCGUUUGGGCACUUGUUCUUUCCUUGGGUGCAAGCUGAGGACCUGCAGUCUGCAUUCAAAGCCUCAGAGUUGGAAGAAAUAAAAAAGCGUCGAAAACACGAGUACAGAGUCUUUCUCAAAAGGUCAAAUAAUGCAGAAAAACUCAUUGUUGCUGAAGCCAACAUUCCUCUUCAGUACCCCACCCAGGGAGUGGAAGUCCGUCCUAAAAAGUCCAUUUUAAUUCCUGGGUUGGGUCUGAAACCUAAGUCAAGGGAGUUUUAUUCAGUCACUUUAACUGCCAGCAUGGGUACAUUUGGUGUAGCAGCUUUGGUGGAUGAUGUCAGCAAAGCCGGGGAAGGGAAAAUGCGCAUGACCCUCUCCAGCCCAUUUUUAAAUGCUCUUAACAGACAGCUGCAGUUCGUCACGUAUACAAAUACAAUUUUUCAUCCCAAUACUGCAGACAUAGUGCAAUUUGCGAUUGAUGGCUUCCAGGCAGCCUUCACCAUCAAAAUCCGACAUGAACUAAUUCCUAAACUCUAUGAUACUGGACCUGCUGGACCUACUGGAGAAUACGACAUAAGCAAGCUUGUCACAAUUGCUACAAAAACAUUUAUUCGUUAUGACAAGCUUCAGGAUUUGAUUGACAGCAUUCGACAGUUCUAUCCAACGGUCACGAUAAUUAUAGCUGAUGACAGCGAGCAUCCCAAGCCUUUAACUGGCCCUUACAUAGAGCAUUACACCAUGCCUUUUAAAAAGGGUUGGUUUGCUGGGCGUAAUCUUGCUGUCUCUCAGGUGACGACUAAGUAUGUGCUGUGGGUGGAUGAUGACUUCAUCUUCACCUCUAAAACAAACUUGGAGAAAAUGGUGGAUGUUUUGGAGAGCACCAGUUUAGACUUGGUUGGAGGGGCUGUCAAGGAAGUCUCAGGAUAUGUUGCAACCUAUCGCAAUAUCAUCUCAUCGGAAAAAGGUGGAGAAGAUGGAGACUGUUUACACAUAAGAAGAGGCUUUUAUCAUGCCCUUGAGGGCUUUCCUAAUUGUGUGGUUACAGAUGGUGUUGUUAACUUCUUUAUGGCACGCACAGAUAAAGUGCAGCAAGUGGGCUUUGACCCUCUCCUGGCACGCGCCGCACACCUAGAGUUUUUUGUUGAUGGCCUUGGUGAUCUCCAUGUGGCUUCCUGUGAUGACAUUGUAGUCAACCAUGCAUCAAAGAUCAAAGGGAUGUUACCAUGGGGACAGUCAGAAACUGAUAAGUCCUAUUCUAAGUUUCGUUAUGUCGACUAUGCUGGCAAAGUAAAUGGUCUUUAUUACUUUAAGAACCAUUUUAAAUGCUUAACCAGUAAUGCCUAACUGUGAUUCUACCCUAGUUUUAAGUAAUGUCAUUUGCAAAUUUAUACAGCUGUCACUGAAAACAUGACCAUGUGCCUAAACA
Messenger RNA from Clarias gariepinus (North African catfish), 2280 nucleotides. RefSeq names its product beta-1,4 N-acetylgalactosaminyltransferase 1-like. NCBI's taxonomy places the organism in Eukaryota, Metazoa, Chordata, Actinopteri, Siluriformes, Clariidae. Gene Ontology annotation, biological process: ganglioside biosynthetic process. The coding region runs from base 606 to 2198 and encodes 530 amino acids. Gene Ontology annotation, molecular function: hexosyltransferase activity. The record is from RefSeq and is a predicted model, not a curated record. The transcript has 11 exons. Gene Ontology annotation, cellular component: Golgi membrane.